Aedes aegypti (yellow fever mosquito) is the source of this 781-nucleotide messenger RNA. It is a transcript of the gene NHP2, whose product is annotated as H/ACA ribonucleoprotein complex subunit 2-like protein. Lineage: Eukaryota; Metazoa; Arthropoda; Insecta; Diptera; Culicidae. The record is from RefSeq and is a predicted model, not a curated record. The transcript has 3 exons. Gene Ontology annotation, cellular component: box H/ACA snoRNP complex. Bases 114 to 578 code for a protein of 154 amino acids. Gene Ontology annotation, biological process: snRNA pseudouridine synthesis; rRNA pseudouridine synthesis. Gene Ontology annotation, molecular function: box H/ACA snoRNA binding.
CGUCGACCGUCGACCAAUGUGGUUUGUUUUGCUCAACGAAAAACACGUGCUGGACGCAUAGUUCCUACAAAAAGUUUCAUUUUCAUACAAUUUCAACGCAUUUACCAUAAAAAAUGGGUAAGAUCAAACAGGAAAAGCCAGACACCGACUUGGACACUACCGUCGUGAAGGAAGAGGACACCUACGACGAGAAAUUACGGAAUGUGAACGCGAUCUCCCAGCCGAUGGCGUCCAAAAAGCUGACCAAGAAAAUUCACAAGCUGAUCGAAAAAGCGGCUAAGCACAAAACGUAUCUCCGUAAUGGGCUGAAAGACGUUCAGGUCCGUCUCCGCAAGGGUGAAUCCGGCUUGGUGGUUUUCGCUGGUGAUGUGACCCCGGUGGAAAUUAUGUGCCACUUGCCUGCCGUCUGUGAGGAACGUAACAUACCUUACUGCUACACCCCGAGCCGGAAGGACCUCGGAGCUGCCAUGGGAGUCAAGCGAGGAACGGUGGCUAUGUUGAUAAGGGAACACCCCGAGUAUCAGGAUCUGUACGAUAAGCUGAAGACGGAACUGUCCACGCUGCCCAUUCCUUCGUAGAAAGCAGCGGAACAUAGUUGGUAAGGCAAUAGUUUAUAUCACUUGAUAAACCCCUCUUUGAAAUCUACCGAACGAACGCAAACGCCAAACGUUUGGAAGGACUAUUUUAAUGAAAUAAUGAGUUCAAUACAAUGAAACAAACUUGAAUUAACGUAAAAUCCGUGAACCAAACUUUUUAUUGCGAGAACAUCGAUUUCAUCAUA